AUGAACGCGUCAAGAAAAAAGCUAUCGGGAGCGCAGGGAGAACAAUGUGCAGAUAAUAUGAAAAAUUGGAUUCGCAGAGGGGGUGAUCCGUCAGUAUCUGCUGCAACUUCCGAAGUUGGUAUUCAGUUAGCGGAUGUUUCUCGCACUUUGCACGAUCAAAAGGAUCAAGAUUUUUCACAGUCUAAUUUCACAGUGCUAGCUUUACCAUCUUUGACGAUGUGCGAAGAACAACCAGAACAACUUGAAAAAACAAAGUCAGAAUACGAAGAAUCUAAGUCCCCGUAA
Parnassius apollo (apollo) is the source of this 285-nucleotide messenger RNA. The record is from the annotation of a GenBank genome assembly. NCBI's taxonomy places the organism in Eukaryota, Metazoa, Arthropoda, Insecta, Lepidoptera, Papilionidae.